AUGUCUAGAGCCCUAUCACCGAAUUCAUCAAUCACAGGCGACGACCAGAUCAGGCGUCGUUCUGUGUUUUAUAUACCACUGUUCGAAAGCUUCGAUAAUUAUUUACCGUUGACGCCGGAGGAAAAAGAUGCUAUAAUAUGUGGAUUAAAUAUCGACGAAAUUCCUACGAAACCGAAAAGAAAGAAUGCAUCUGAAUCUGGUGGAUUACAAAUACAUGGAGAUGGGACAUUCGUAGAGAGUGAAAAUCACGUGAGCAUUUUAAGCCCUGGAAGGCGAUAUGGGCGACCUUUGUCAUCAAGAGUAAGUUCAAACGAAACCCUACCGAGAGAAUGCCAGCGUGAUCUCACGAGUCCGAAACUUGUCGCUGAAAGCAAUAUCAUAAGGCAUUCGAAGCCAAGGCUACGAAGUACAACAUCAUGUGAGCCUCGCUACGAUAGAAUAUAUUCACCUUUAGGAACUUCAGUGUCAUCUAAUAAAUUGAAUACGUCAACUUCAAGUAUCAGCGCCAGAUUACCUUCAAAACAUCCUAUACGUAAUUCCAAUUUAUCGUUAAUUCCCGAUUCUCCUAAGCUUCUCUCACCAAACAAAGAAAAAUCAAAAACAUUGCCACAAAACCUAAAUGCUCCAUCACCGAUACGAGGGAGUUCAAGUUCUACUUCUAUUUUUAGAACACCUAAAAUAACGGUUACUCCAGAAAGUCCAAACAAGAGUCCAGGGAAAAUAUCAGGCUUAAAUUUUAUUAGGCGAUCCCGAAGUACAAAAUUAUCAAGAAGUAAUUCAUUGCUUCGAAGUAUAACUGCGAGGCAUAUAGAAGAAGGUCUCGAUGAUAGUGCGACUAUAGUGACUGACUUGUUCGACAAUUAUGAUAAGUUCAUCGAUAAUAAUGGUGGCGAAAAAGAAGUGAUUUGUGCUCUUAUAAAGAAGAAUGAAGAACAAGUUGCGAAUAGUCCUCUUAGUUUACGUCGAGCUUAUUUAGAUGUAGAAGACGACGUUGCUGUCCACUCUGAUACAUCUUAUGAAAAAGCAUGUCGGCGUGGUUCGGCGCCCAGUACGCCGGUGCCCGGCGCUCAGGCGCAACACAGCCCCUCUCGCUUGGCUUCCUUUUUCUUCUCCAAGAGGUCGUUCAGAAGCAACCCUCUCAAACGGACAAAAUCCAAUACAAAGUUGGAGAGAGAGCGGGCGUUAGCGACGGUACAAACGCACCCAGCUUCACAUGCAUUACGGACGUCUAGAUCUCAUGAAAGUCUUUUAUCAGCACAUUCACCGGCGGUGUCCACGAUGGAUCUCGGGCCCCCCAAUCAGGUAGAAAUACGGUCACUACACUCGUCUGUUUUAGGCAGGCCACAUUGUUUCGCUUUAAGUGCGGAGAACAGAGCGCCGCGGUAUUUUGCGUGUGCUUCACGAAAAGAACGAGAUCGCUGGAUAUACAGUUUACGGCAAGCGGCGCGACCAGAUGAAAUACGGACGCGGCGGUGUGAAAGGACAGUCAAAUUGUGGUUAUUAGAAGCUAAAGCCAUCCCGCCUAAAAAACGAUACUACUGCGAGAUACUUCUUGAUGAUACAUUAUAUGCGAGAUCGUCAUCGAAACUUAAAACGGAGCUGUGUUUCUGGGGCGAAGUAUACGAGUUCAGCGGUCUGCCGGCCGUCCGCGCCAUACACGUCAACGUGUACCGCGAACCAGAGCGGCGCGCGCGAAAACGAGACAAACACGCCCUUGUUGGAACGGUACGUAUCCCAGUCGACGACGUAUCAUCAAGAUACCUCAACGAGCGAUGGUACCCCAUCAGCGAGGACAAGCCGCAGUCGCCGGGGCGCGCGCCCGCGCCGCAGCCCGCGCUGCGCAUCAAGUGCAGGUACCAGUGUGUGGACGUGCUGCCCCUGGACAGCUACGCCAGGUUCCUGGACUACCUUAAGAAGAAUUAUAAACGGCUUUGUGAAUAUCUAGAGCCGGUUAUUGGAGUAAAAGCAAAAGAAGACAUCGGUUGUGCGCUAGUGCUAUGCAUGGCGGGCGCAGGGCUGGCGCCGCGGUACCUCGCGGACGUGGUGGCGCUGGACGUGCGCCGCACCGGCGACCACUCGCUCACUUUCCGUGGCAACUCCUUGGCAACUAAGAGCAUGGAGGCCUAUCUAAAGUUGGUCGGCGAUCAGUAUCUACAGGACACGCUGGGCGAGGCGGUGGCGGCGGCGGCGGGCCCGGGCGCGGAGUGCGAGGUGGACCCGCAGCGCGCGGGUGGCGCGGCGGCGCUGAGGCGCCAGCAGGCCGCGCUGCGCGACGCCGUGGCUCUCGCCUGGCAUGCCAUCGCCGCCUCCGCGCCGCGCUUCCCGCCACCGCUCAGGGACUGCUUCGCUACCUUUAGAGAAAGGCUAUCGUCUAUGGGGCGAGAAGAUAUAUCAGACAACUUGAUCAGCGCAUCCAUUUUCCUUCGUUUUCUUUGUCCUGCUAUUCUCUCUCCAAGUCUUUUUGGAAUAACUCAUGAAUACCCGAACGAGCGUGCCGCGCGCAACCUGACGCUGGUGGCGAAGACGCUGCAGACGUUGGCCAACUUCACGCGCUUCCAGGGCAAGGAGGCCUUCAUGGAGUUCCUCAACGACUUCCUCGAACAGGAGGCGCCUAAUAUGAAAGCCUUCCUUAGAGCUAUCUCUACCCGACCGCAAGAACAGCAACAACAACACAUGCAAACCCAACAACAACAAGACAGCAAACGUAACUCUUCAACGUCACAGGCAUCGGCCGCCGGCUCCGAAAGUUCUAGAAGCGAAGGCAUAGAAGCGGACCAGGAGUGGGCGCCGCAUGUCGACUUGGGGAAGCAGUUGGCAACAUUACACACACUGUUGGCUGAUAGCCUACCGAAGUUGCCUGCGGGGAAGAUACAGGAGUUGGAUCCAUUGUCCGACAUAUUAGACGAUCUCAACAAAAGAUUAUUGAGUAACGACAACGGACCUCCAGCGCCGACAGGUGAUAAUAUUUUCAGAUUCAAUGAUCCCACGUGCAACACACCGAAAAAACAAAACGACGUUCCGACAAAUGCUCCGAUCAAUAGCAACUUUGCUCACAGCUCACCUAUCAUGAACAAAAACGGCGUGCAAUUCAACAUAAGCCCAUCCAAAUCCAACGCAGAAGACUCAAAGUACAAGGGAUCUUUCGUAACAGUUUCUAAAUCACCUAGCUUCAAUUUACGUUCAGCGACGCUCCCGAGAAAUGGAUACGGAUCGAGUCCAGUCAAUCAAAACGUGAACCCUGAUAGAUAUAGCUCUCAGUACAACAACCAAGAACAUUGUGUCAAUCUAAAGGUCGUACAGAUUGGCUUCGCCUCUGAUCAGUAUCCCAAAGGCAUUAGUAAUGGACUAAACGAAAGCUUGGAAAGACGGUUCCAGGAGAGAUACAAGCCGAAUAACUUCAAUCAACAACAGCACUAUCACAAUUCAAAUUAUAAUAGCACAGAGAGGUCACCUAGCAGCGAUAGUAUCAAUCAUAACUAUUGCGCCAAUGAUUUGCAAAAUAUGAAAGAAACCGCUAAUUUAGAUGAGUUAUCCGACUUAUUUAAAUAUGCGGACGAUUCUGAUAUAGUUGAUGAGAAGAUUAUGAACAAAAAGAACAUGUCCCAAUCAAAAACGAAUAACAACAACAUAAUAAAUGGUAACAAAAAUCCCUACACGAAUAACGGUUCGAACGUAUCAAUCAGCGGAUUGUCGAACGUCGCGAGCUCUGGAUAUCAGAGCAUAGCGACGUACAGCCAAAGUUCUAGUCCUAUAGAGAGUACUACGCACCAUCACCAACCGUACGAAAAUGGAGGACAGUCCAUGACCCGUUACUCACAGCUGAAUUACCAAAAACAGAGAGACAAGCAGUAUUAUGAUAAUAAAAACGAAAAAUUCUACCCAAAGAGCCCAGUGCAACAAAAAAUUGAAUACGACAUUCAAAAGUAUGGUAUACAAAAUUUCACAACCGCCGAUACUACGCAGAGCAACACAAAUGCAAACACAAAAGUAGCUCCUCUAGUCUUUACAAAUCCCGUCUACAAUAUGGAGGAUAAUCGACCACCACAAGAGGUUAAAGUUAAUGAGAAUAGGAACUCCAAGCGAUGUCCUUGUGGCUCAUCCAGUUCAUCCAUCGAUGAGGAGGGUUUGAGCACAGACAACGUGGAGACUAAUUCCGAAGAAGGUUCCACUAAUUUUAACGACGACAGCCGGAAUUAUGACCAACAGAAUCGCAACAAUACCCACCGAAAACUUAUCAGAGAUAACUACGAAGAUAUAUAUCAGAGAAGUAAUCACAGCCCUAGGAUUAGAGACGACGAAUCUUCUAGCAAUUCGCCGAGCUUAAGGAAAAGCAAGACGCGUAUGCCCCGAACCAACCCAAUGCUCUCUUAUUCAACAAAUCAAAAUCAACUUAACCUAAAACACUUUGGUCAAAGAGGAGAAUCGUUGUAUGAAAGCAAGCCGCAUCAUAUUUCUACAGAUUCCGGCUAUCCGAUGAGUCGGUCCGACUCGAAUGUGGAAGAGGUUAAUAAAGAAAUGUACAGACUACAAAUAUCACGAUCUCAAAAGGCAUUCUACAAUAUGGAAAGUUCUAAGAACUCGCCGGAUAAAUGUUUAACAGAGAAUACGAUUCCGGAAACGAACUAUCCCCUGGAUAGGACAUAUUCCGGUGCCAAGGUCUCAAGCAGUCGGCUAAAUGAGGAUUUAGAGAGACAUCAAGGUCACCAAGAUUAUUAUAGUGGCCGAAUGGACUCUCCUUCUCGAAUGUUCGGUCGCGAUACACAUUCGAGUGAGACGAAUGAGAGGGCAAUAGUGAAGAGUGAGAGAGAGUUACCGGCUAGAGAUAAGUUACAGCGGCGGCUCAGUCUCGAGUCCGCGCGGGAACUGACGGAUAGCUCGGAUGAAGUAGACGACACCUUGUACAGCACCACUGGGAGAAGACGCACCAAGCAUCACAGAACUAUUGAACAGUAUGAACGUGAAAUAGAGAGGCUAAAAUGUUCCGUAGAGAUGUUGCGAGGACGUCUAGGCCCUACCGAAUCCGGACAGGACCACACUGAUGCUAAAAUGAAAGCUAUCAUAUCAAGAUUAAUCUGCGUCGAAGAGGAGCUAAGGCGGGAACAACGCAAAAUGGCGGCCGCGCUCUCCCACAAGCAACGCGUCAUCGAAGCGCAAGAGCACCGUAUCGCCGCACUAGAUGAAGCCAACACUCGUCUCCUCUCCGCGCUAGUGCACUUACAACAGCGCGCCCCUCACCCCGCACCCGCACACAACCCCUCCCACUCACCCCACUCGCAACACUCGCACCAGGAACUUCAGAUA
Molecule: messenger RNA, 5301 nt
Organism: Brenthis ino (lesser marbled fritillary)
Lineage: Eukaryota; Metazoa; Arthropoda; Insecta; Lepidoptera; Nymphalidae
Source: the annotation of a GenBank genome assembly